AAUUUCACCACGUAGUUUCUGCUCUACAACAGGAGGAACUGGCGAUUAUCAGCGAUAUUGUUAUCAGUCCACCUGUGGAUGAGCCUUUCACUGCACUUAAAAAAUAUCGUGCGCUCAAUAUGCUGAAUCUGAAGCUCAACGCUUAAGGGAUUUGAUUUCGGGGAUGCAACUUGGUGACCGCCGUCCUUCAAGACUGCUUCUGGAAAUGCGGAAUAAAGCCGGCGCGAGAAUUAACGAAUUUUUGCAGAGGUUGCCUACUAAUGUUCAACAGAUUUUGGCGAUUUCCAACGAUAACCUGGACAAGCUGGCGGAGAUGGCGGAUGGUAUUAUGGCUACGACAACUAACGCACAGACAGUCAGCGUAGUUGCUGGUUUGACGGAUCAGACGGAUUUAUGGUCGUUAUUGACAGAGAUCACAGCUCGUCUCUCACGGUUGGAAUAUUGCUGGUAUCAUAAAAUAUUCAAACAACGAGCGACAAAAUGCCGACCUCCAUGUUCGUUCCAACCGGAAAACAGCUGA
Parasteatoda tepidariorum (common house spider) is the source of this 520-nucleotide messenger RNA. NCBI's taxonomy places the organism in Eukaryota, Metazoa, Arthropoda, Arachnida, Araneae, Theridiidae. The record is from RefSeq and is a predicted model, not a curated record.